AUGGUUCAAACUGCUCCAUACGGAACGUGGACGUCCCCUAUCACACCGGAGACUGUUGCCACUAGCAGCAUCGUAUUCGAUGAUGUGCUAGUCGACCCCAUUACAUCGGUCGUGUACCAUAUCGAACAGCGCCCCGAUGAAGGCGGUCGAUCUGUAAUUGUCAACACGGCUGAAGGUCGGGACGUGAUCCCAUCUGAUUUUAAUGCGCGCGAUGCCGUGAAUGAAUAUGGCGGUGCUGCAGCCGUUGUGUAUGGAGGCGUCGCCUAUUUCUCGAAUGCAACAGACGGCAGAGUGUAUUCAGUCAAAGACAAACAGGGCAGUGAGCCGAGCCCAGUCUCACCCGAGGAUCCCAACAAACAAUAUCGCUAUGCCAACUUUGCCGUGCAUCCUGUUCAAACUAAUUUGAUCGCAUCUAUACUCGAAUAUCAUCCAGACGAAAACCCCCAGAACGUUGUAACCACUUUGUGUGUCCUUGAUACCACGACUGCCGCACGCACAGGCCUUGUGAAAGGCGCAGAUUUCUAUGCUGCUCCAGUCUUCAACCCUUCUGGAACUAAGAUCGCCUGGCAGGAGUGGUACCAGCCAGACAUGCCCUUCGAAGGAGCCUUGAUUUACGUCGCAGAUGUCUCGAUCAAAAACGGUACCAUUGUUCUCUCUAACACGACGCGCGUCGCCGGGAAAAAGCUCGAGAUCUCCACAGGAUACCCCUCUUGGAUCUCUGACACCGCUUUACUUUAUACAUCCGACUAUACUCCCGGCUCGUCCAUCCGUUUCCAGAACCCGUUCAUCUAUUCCACUGACACCGGCUCCUCUCGAGCUGUACUUGCGACUCCGAUCGCACAGGACUUCGCUGAGCCUGCCUGGUACUUUGGGCUUUAUCCUUACGCUCUGCUGGGAGAUGGCAGUUACGGGGCAUUCACUGCCUUCCAGGAUGGCCGCAAUAUCCUAUAUAUUCUUAAUCUCACCAAACCUUCCGACCCGGUACAAAUAGUUGAUUUCCCAUUCGUGGUGGCGCAACAUCUGAAGCAGGCGGGUCCCAAUGCUACGACGUUUGUUUUUACAGCUAGCUUGAACAAUCAACCUGGUGGCGUGCUUCAGUGUUCACUUGGAGCCGCACCUUCGUUUGUCCCGACUUACGAGUACUUGAAAAGGAGUUCCGCGCAGCCGGUGGAUGACGCGUACAUUUCAGUCCCAAAACCCUUUACGCUGUACAAGGGUGGUGAUCCUAACCCAAUUUAUGCCAUCCUGUACCUCCCGAAGAACCCUGACUUCGAAGGACCAGCUGGAAAGAAGCCACCCUGCAUCACGGGUGUGCAUGGAGGCCCAACUUCCAUGUCGACGCAGGCGUUGGACUUGAAAAAGUUGUAUUUUACUAGCCGUGGAUUUGCUUGGUUGGAUGUGAACUAUCGUGGAUCAUCGGGAUACGGCCGAAACUAUAUUGAGCUCCUCGCUGGUAAUUGGGGUAUCCUGGACAAUGAGGAUUGUGAAGAUGCUGUUACAAUGGUCGAUAAACAACAAGGCUUGGUUGAUAGCAACCACGCUGCAGUCCGGGGAGGCUCCGCUGGCGGGUUCACCACGCUUUGUUCGACUACCACAGCCAAAAACAACAAGUAUUACAAGGCCGCGACAUCUGCCUAUGGUGGCAUAUCAGACCUUAAGCUUUUGGCUCAGGCGACGGAGAAGUUCGAGUUGCAGUACAUGUACAAGCUCUUGGGUGGUUCUCCGGAUGAAAUUCCGGACGUGUACGAGGAGCGCAGCCCGUACUACAACGUUCUCGACCCAUUUGGUCAGCCCCAGAUGACUAUUCCACUUCUCAUGUUACAAGGGAAGAACGACCCUGUGGUUCCAGAAGAUCAGGCCACCAGAUUCUUGAAAAAGAUCGAGCAGGAAGCACCAAACGAGAAGCUUUCUUACCACUUCUACGAUGGCGAGGGUCACGGCUGGAAGAAGGCGAGCACGAUCAAAGACGCAUUGAUACGUGAACAUAAGUGGUAUGUGGAGAACCUAUUGUAA
Molecule: messenger RNA, 2013 nt
Organism: Pisolithus orientalis
Lineage: Eukaryota; Fungi; Basidiomycota; Agaricomycetes; Boletales; Pisolithaceae
Product: Alpha/Beta hydrolase protein
Exons: 6
Coding region: 1-2013 (670 amino acids)
Biological process (GO): proteolysis
Molecular function (GO): serine-type peptidase activity
Source: RefSeq, a predicted model, not a curated record